CGGCUGCAGUCAUUUAUUGCUGAGGUUGGUCGUGACAGGACGUGCUUUUGUCUCCGGUUCGUGUGGACUCCCUAUCGCCGUGUCCUCGUGCUGCCUGUUGUCUGGGCUUGUGUCGGAUAUGGUGUAAAAUAAAUAAAUAAAUAAAAAUCAGUGCACUCUGGUCAGUAAAGCGCAGGUGAGAUCUCAGUGCCUGUGUGUGGAAGACAGUCGAGAACAUCUUCGUUCGAUCGAGGAGCUGUCCGAAUCGGUCUGAGAUUGCCUUAUGAAACACAGCAAAGAGAGCCUCUGCCUGUAGCUGUGUGUAUGUGAUUAUCUCAGGAUCUGCUUUGUCUGAGAAAACCAUUUUAAUCCUGCACCUUCAACAAAGAGAUAUCAUCAAGAUCCACUGUGCCAGGCCUGCUGAGCCCGGCGUGCUUUUACCGACUCUUCCCUUGGCCCCUUCCCACCUUCUGCAAACGCUGGCACGGCAGCACUUUAGGACUGCUAAUCAUGAGUGAAUUCUGGUUGUGCUUCAAUUGCUGUAUCGCUGAGCAGCCACAGCCGAAACGGCGGAGGCGCAUUGACAGGAGUAUGAUUGGCGAGCCCACAAACUUUGUCCACACAGCCCAUGUGGGAUCUGGAGAUUUGUUCAGUGGCAUGGACUCUGUGAACUCAAUUCAGAACCAAAUGCAGUCCAAGGGGGGAUACGGGGGCGAGACCAUGCCCAUCAAUGUGCAGAUGCAACUGGUAGACACAAAAGCAGGAUAAUCCCUAACUAGAGGAGGAUUCCGCUGCAUCAGUGUGUCCAUUCUGACGCUUUCCAUAGUCUCCCAGCAUCCCCUUGUUCUCACCAGGCAAACACAUGGACCAUAAUGCACUUCAUGGGAAUGAGGAUGCCCUGUCCAUUGCUGUCAGUAUCCUCGUCCCCCUCAUAAUGGACGCUUGCAUGCCCUGUCUUCGAACGCCUAGCAGUGCAUGGUGUAACCUGGCCCAUUUGUCUGUGGUUCGAACAGCUCAUUUUCUCAACACUCACACAUGAAGGUCUGGAACCUCCAAGUACAAACUUUGUAGUUAUUCCUUUUUUUUUCUCUGAGAGACUUUUUGAGUCUAAAACCUGGCGCCAAACACGCCAACAAUGUGCAUAUAAAAUGUUGCUAUAGCUCUGGCCAUGCAAUGCCGAAAUGCUCAUGUUGAUGGAAUGAUGACUCCCUUCUGAGCAGAAGUACCAUUUUAUUUUUGACUGCGGCUCAGAUGAAUGUUGUUUUGUAAGAAGUGUGAUUACUGUUACUUUACUGUUCAUGCCAUUUCAGAUCACAUUCCUUGUAUCUUUGUUUUUCUUUGUUGUAAAAUAUGAUUAGAGCAACAAUAACUGAUGCUGAAAUGCACAACUGACAUUUCUCUCACCAUACUGCUGUAAAUGUUUUAUCAUAAACUUGAUAUGAAGAUGCUCAAGCUAUAGUUGUUUGGUGUACAAUGUGGAAAAAUGACAUUGUCGUCAAUGUCCUUAUGCUUCAAGCUGAUAUGGCAGCAUUAUUUAUGAGAUUGUGGAAGAUACUGAAAUUGGGGCCAAUUCUCUCUCUCUCUCUCUAAAGUAACCUCUUAGAUAACGCUUUAGCAGUUUUACUUGCUUUUGAACAAAUGCCCAAAAUCUGAUGCCCAAAAUUUAUCAAGUUAAACUACUUCUGUCUGUGGGUUGAGAGAGUGAUGUUUUAAAAUAAGUUGUAUUAAAUUGCACUAAUCUUUCAAAUGCAUAAUGAGCAUGAAGAAUUCUGCAAAAUAGGAAGUGCAGCUUGUUAAAAUACAGUAGAUCACUUAUAGGAAUCAUGUUGCUCAGGCUUCACUAAUAAAUUGUCUCUGAAUAAAUCAAUUUUAUAAAUAAAAUCAGUUUCAACUAACAACUUGAACUAUUCAAGUCGCAUUAUUUAUGAAUUUGUAAAUCGAAACCUCAUUUUGGAGAGAUGGAUAUCAGUGCCAGGCCCAGUAAACUUAAAUGAUGGUGAAGUUAAAUGAGAUAAAAGGCCAUACAGUAUAAUGUGUGAACUCACAGCUGAAUGUCCAAUUGUUGUUCUCUCAAGUGCUUUAUGUUUGUAUAUAGUGUGUAUUUUGUGUGCCACAACCUGAACUAUGCUAAUUUAUUUUUCUGUAUUCCUUCUGUGUGCCCCCAACCAGUGCGUUCAAAGUCAUGUCUUAAAAAUGUUGUCCCAUCAUGUUGUCAAAAUGAAGAAUUUUGGCAGGGUUUCUUAGCUUAGAGCUAGACAAAGUGAAAUGUUUUCCUGGUGCUCUGUACGAAGGUGUGGUUAAAGGAUCAUGUAAUGUGAUGUAAUACAGGGGUGCCAACAUCUGUCAUUUAGCCUGGUUUGGGCAGAAAAACCAACUGGGAGGAGAACUUUGGACAUGAGAGGUUAAAGAUCACUUAGACCUUUUAGAUCUUGUGUGAAUUUGAGAACCAGUAGAAAACAUUCAGAGCUUUGGUCUAUUUGGUUGGCACUCUUCUUCUCUCUACUAGGAUUUUAAGGAUACAUGUUGGCACCUCUGUCUGUAUAAAAACUCAAACCAGUGAAGACAUUAAUGAUCAGGUUCACACAAAAUAUUGAGCUUUUUGGCUUCAGUGGUGUAACUGGCAUGCAUUAGAAUUGCAAUGACCCUCAGCCUCUGUUCACCACAGAUGGAUUUCAUCAUCAGGGAUUUUGAGAAAUUAUUGUUUUAGAUGCCGGAGCACAUUUUUUAUACAUUGACUGCUUUUUAUUUUGCAUUUUGUGUUUGCUUGUGCAUUACCAAAUGUGUUCACUUGAAAUUAAAUAUUUUUUCCAUGUUA
Messenger RNA from Hemibagrus wyckioides, 2794 nucleotides. It is a transcript of the gene cdc42se2, whose product is annotated as CDC42 small effector 2. Lineage: Eukaryota; Metazoa; Chordata; Actinopteri; Siluriformes; Bagridae. The record is from RefSeq and is a predicted model, not a curated record. Gene Ontology annotation, molecular function: small GTPase binding. Gene Ontology annotation, biological process: regulation of Rho protein signal transduction. Bases 490 to 747 code for a protein of 85 amino acids. Gene Ontology annotation, cellular component: plasma membrane. The transcript is spliced from 5 exons.